AUGGAGUGUCCUUUGCCAUUUGGGGGAAAGGUUGUCGUCUUUGGUGGGGAUUUUCGGCAAGUCCUUCCUGUUGUCACACGUGGGACAAGAGCACAGAUCACGGAUGCUACACUCCUGAGAUCCUAUUUGUGGGAGAAGACCCGCAAGAUACACCUCACGCGCAAUAUGCGGGCACAGGCUGAUCCUUGGUUCUCUGAAUACCUCCUAAGGAUCGGUAAUGGAACAGAAGAGACAAUAGGCGACGACUAUGUGCGUCUCCCUGACAACAUUGUGAUUGGCUAUACCGAUGAUGAAAAAGCUAUUAACAAGCUCACUGAAGAUGUAUUUCCAUCGCUGCAUGCUAAUGCUAGAUCAAGAGAGUACAUGAGCGCACGUGCAAUUCUAUCGACCAAGAACGAUCAUGUGGAUGACCUCAAUGACAAGAUGAUCUCUAGGUUUCCAGGCGAAGAAAAGUUAUACCAUAGCUUUGACUCAAUCGAGGAUGACUUGCAGAAUAAUUACACAAUUGAUUUUCUGAACUCGAUCACACCAAAUGGUUUGCCACCGCAUGUUUUGAGAUUAAAGGUCAACUGUCCAGUCAUUCUGCUCCGGAACCUCGACCCUCAUAAUGGUCUAUGCAACGGAACACGGCUUAUGAUUAGAGACUUCCAGGAUAAUGCAAUUGAUGCGGAGAUUGUUGGUGGUCAGCAUGCUGGAAAGAGGGUGUUCAUACCUAGGAUCCCUAUGUCGCCCUCAGAGGACAGCUCGCUUCCCUUCAAACUUAAGAGAAAGCAGUUCCCCAUCCGCCUGAGUUUUGCGAUGACAAUUAACAAGGCACAGGGUCAGACCAUCCCAAACGUCGGUAUUUACCUUCCCGAGCCUGUAUUCUCACAUGGUCAACUAUAUGUUGCAUUGUCGAGGGGAGUGUCAAGAGAGACGACACGGAUUUUGGCCAAGCCAAACAAGGAGGUUGACAAAUCCGGGAAAAGUACCAAGAACAUUGUCUACAGAGAUGUUUUAGAGAGAUGA
This is a messenger RNA of Triticum aestivum (bread wheat), 1008 nucleotides long. Its product is annotated as ATP-dependent DNA helicase PIF1-like. The record is from RefSeq and is a predicted model, not a curated record. Gene Ontology annotation, molecular function: DNA helicase activity. Lineage: Eukaryota; Viridiplantae; Streptophyta; Magnoliopsida; Poales; Poaceae. The coding region runs from base 1 to 1008 and encodes 335 amino acids. Gene Ontology annotation, biological process: telomere maintenance; DNA repair. The transcript has a single exon.